AUGGAAUAUAGAGAUGGUAGAGCAGGUCAUUGUGCUGCUUAGGAUGAAAAUAGAUUACUUAUUUUUGGAGGAUAUAAUGAAAAUGGAUUUGUUAAAGCUGAUAUUGUAUGGCUUGAAUUAGAUUAAAAUAUUUAAGUUAAAACUUAAAGAGAAAAACUAUCCAAUAUGGAUACUACUAAACAUGAAAAAAUGAAAGAAAAAUAGAAAGUUUAAGAUGAAUAAGAAAGACUCCUAAAAUUAAGAGAGUAGAUUGAAUUACUCUCAUUUAAAGGCAUUAAAUCUUUUGCUCCCAUGCCUCUUAUUAAAUAGAGAUCAAGAUCUAGUUUAUGGAAAACUGUUUAAUCUAAGAAGUAAUAAAUGUUAUAAUUAAAAAUAAUUGAAGAAACUUAACAUCUCAUGAAAGAUUUCAAUAAUGAAUCAGUCUAAAGAAAUGAAGAAAAAUAAUAAGAAUCAACUACUCCACUUGUUAACUAAUUAGAUCUUAAAAAAAUAGCCAAAAAUUUUAGAUCAACUAAUUGA
Molecule: messenger RNA, 519 nt
Organism: Paramecium sonneborni
Lineage: Eukaryota; Ciliophora; Oligohymenophorea; Peniculida; Parameciidae
Source: the annotation of a GenBank genome assembly